AGGUGACCCAGAGGUGACCGGUGACUAGUGACUACCCAGCAUUCGCCGCCGAAAUCAGUGAAAUACACCUGUCUUCCUUCCUUCCUUCAUCCGCCACGUAAAAUUCGUACAUGAUUCAUCUUUUGCGUUAACUAUGCUGUCGAGUCUACUGGCAAGAAAUCAGUACUCUUCACGAAUUCCUUCCUUUCGUGAAGCGUUUUCCCUGCUGGCAGGUCGACCUUUGCGAUGGGUCCCCCAACUACUUGGUUUUCUUGUCGUGAUUUGGUAUUUCGGACCCAUAAUUCGUGGUGGUCCUCCAGAUGACUACAUCUAUGAAUUACCACUUCCCAUUCAGCAUCCACAUCUUCCACCUUUGUACAAGCCUCCCACGGCCUCAGCGAACGAUUGGAAACUAAGGUCUCAUCAAGUACGAGAGGCCUUCGUUCACUCGUACAAGGGUUACAGAGAUCAUGCAUUCCCUGCAGAUGAGCUUGCACCUAUGUCCGGAAAGAUUCACAACAAUUUCAAUGGCUGGGGAGUUACCAUCUACGACGCGCUGGAUACGAUGUGGAUCAUGGGUCUUACGGAAUACUUUGAGGAAGCAGUGAAGGUUAUUGGAGAAGCUAGUUACACAACUAAACCGAAACAAUACGUUCCCUUCUUUGAGACUAUUAUCCGACAUCUUGGAGGCUUACUAUCUGCCUAUGCGCUUUCCAAAGAUCCCAUAUUGCUUCAGCAAGCUGACAGAAUGGGAGAGAUGCUUCUCCCUGCAUUCAACUCUGAAUCAGGCUUACCUGCGUACGCCAUUAGCACUCGGACAAACGCGACACGGGGAGGAUGGACCGGGAAUACAUUAUGGGCGGAGGCGUUAAGCAAUCAAUUAGAAUACAAAUACCUUGCACAUAUUACUGGAAAACCCGAAUACUUCGAAAAGGCGGAGCGUUGCAUGCAACUCAUGUAUGAAGCUAACGUAACAGACGGUAUAUUCCCUACCCAAUGGAACACCAAAACUGGAGCUCCUUCAAAUAAUAAGUUCUCUGUAGGCGCUUUUGCUGACAGCGCUCACGAAUAUCUGCUUAAACAGUGGUUGAUGACAAGUCGUUCGGAGACGAAAAUCAAAGAUCUAUAUCUAAACGCUUCGAAGUCUAUCAUUGAACAUCUUCUCUAUAUCACCCCCAACCGUGAAAUGCUCUAUGUCACUGACGCCGACAUGCUCAAACCUUCCCCGCCAAAACCUAACGCAUCGCCCGAAUCUCCUAGAACCACCACCCAAGGCGCUACCUCUACACCGUCUAGCGUUCCCUCAGGAACAUUCGAACACUUAUCCUGCUUCCUUCCUGGACUUCUUGCGCUUGGUGUUCAAACUCUUGAUCUUCCCGAAUCGGAAAAGGAAAUACAUUCAUGGGCGGCAGAAGGCCUGGCGUACUCUUGCUGGUUGACCUACGCUGAUAUGAAGACAGGGCUGGGUCCGGAUGUCAUGUCGAUGAAGAUGUAUCCGAAAAAUGAAGAUGGUCUGUGGCUUCCCAGAGUGGAGAAGUGGAAACAACAGGGAAGGUCCGGGCGACCGCCGGGGUUGAGGGAGCCAGGUGCAGCAUCGGAAAAAGCUGGUAGAGAUUAUACGAUCUAUAAUAGGUCGUAUUUGCUGAGGCCUGAAGCUCUUGAAAGCUUCUACAUCAUGUGGAGAACGACAGGCAACCCAGUGUGGCGUGAACGAGGCUGGACUAUUUUCCAAGCCAUUGAAAAAUAUGCCAAGACAGAAAUAGGUUAUGCCAGUAUCGUGGAUGUAGAUAAAUCUUCUACAAAAGCGCCCGUUAAAGAUGAGAUGCCCAGUUACUUCCUGGCUGAAACACUCAAAUACCUAUAUCUUCUCUUUACCGAUGAAGAAAUUAUACCCCUGGACAGGUGGGUGUUCAACACGGAGGCACAUCCAAUACCAAUAUUCGAAUGGACGGAGACAGAGAAGAAACUUUUCAACAUAAGCUAGCUGUUGUUUUCUCGCAUUGUCAAACUUGCUAUCGAUGCUUUCAUUCUAUUCGUACAUACUUCCCGCUGCUAUAAUCUCUAAUCAUUCCAUCGUUGUACCACUUAGGACUACGUGACUGAAGUCUACACGUGAAGUGUCCAUUAAGUGGUCCGUCACUGAGAGGAAACUUGUGGUCAAGCAAGUGUAUAAGUGGUGUAUAAUUCACAACUUCUUCGAUCUCUGAGCAUCUAUUGCUGAAUCCCGAGUCUAGCUCCUUUCGCCAACUAAUAUAUCAUAUGUGCAGAAAAGGGCUACAGCGUCGCAUUGAAAAGAAGAGAAGUUAAGGAAGUAAGCGCUACCUGAGCGCUACAAAG
Lentinula edodes (shiitake mushroom) is the source of this 2316-nucleotide messenger RNA. Its product is annotated as glycoside hydrolase family 47 protein. The record is from RefSeq and is a predicted model, not a curated record. Gene Ontology annotation, biological process: N-glycan processing; carbohydrate metabolic process. Gene Ontology annotation, molecular function: mannosyl-oligosaccharide 1,2-alpha-mannosidase activity; calcium ion binding. Gene Ontology annotation, cellular component: endoplasmic reticulum; Golgi membrane. NCBI's taxonomy places the organism in Eukaryota, Fungi, Basidiomycota, Agaricomycetes, Agaricales, Omphalotaceae. The transcript is spliced from 10 exons. Bases 134 to 1963 code for a protein of 609 amino acids.